AUGUACGCGGGUAUCGACAAGUACGGAGGCACUUUAGUCGGCGAAAGCCAUGCAAACACCAGCACCAGCAGCGCCACAGCGACCGCCUCUUGUGCUUCCGAUGCCCCACCUGCCUCUGGUGUGUCACUUGAAGAAGCAAUUGAGACGGCGGCGGCCGAAGAGACUGUUGUAGUGGAUGUGCCCUAUUCGUACCUCGUGGACGAAACAGAUCCACACUCCCUCGUCUCGGGCGUCUCCACAGUCCUCUUGAGCGCCCAAUUGAACCCCGAAGCAGGUGGUCUCAUGUGGAUCGAGCAGAGCCAUUCGUCCGACGUGUACGCGAACGUUGUCGCCAUGUCCCAAAUGACGUCCAUGCUACGGGAUACCGACCGCAACACGUGUUACGAACGUGGCAUCCAACAGGCCAUUGCACGCUUCCAGGCGCAGCACCACCGAGCGCCCAUUGUGCUGGACAUUGGCACAGGAACGGGGCUACUUGCUAUGUUGGCGGCUCGACACGGAGCUGCGCACGUGUAUGCGUGCGAGAUGUUUGUCCCCAUGGCAGCCAUUGCCGAACAAGUGACCGCCGCGAACUAUCCAGACACGAUCACGGUCUUCAAGCUGCGCUCGACGGACUUGCGCGUGCAGCCAGCAGAGGCGCAAGACAGGGAGCCCAGUACGACGUACCACUUGCCCCGACGAGCCGAUAUGCUCGUGUCGGAGCUCUUUGACUCGGCGUUGCUCGGAGAAGCGGUGCUGCCAACCAUUCGUCAUGCCAUGCAGCAUUUACUGACGUCCACAGCUGUCAUUGUACCUGAACGGGCGACAGUGUUUGCCCAAGUUAUCGAGAGCGAGUCGAUCUACCACUUCAAUAGCUUUGACGUUCCGUUGCAGUCUUCUGACACAUGUGCGGGGGAGCUGCGACAAGCAGUUCUCGCAAGAAGUGACUCAGCGUGGCAAUGCAAAGGUGGGAAGCCGGCACUGCCAGUGCAUUUCCAGGCUCUGGAAAACGACGCAACGUUCUUGACGAAACCGGUAGAGGUGCUGACGUUUGACUUUACGAAGCAGACGACUGGCACGCAUGACUUUCGUGAAACAAUAGUGGACGUGUGCGAGGCUGGAAAGGUGCAGGCUGUGCUCAUGUGGUGGGAGGUGAGCUUCAGUAGGGACGAUAGCAGUGUCGUGUACUCGACGAAAGCAGGUGCAAUGAACUGGCAGGAUCACUGGGUCCAGGUCGUGUUUCCGCUUGUGGAGAACAUUCAAACGCGACCGAGCGAGAACCUGAUCUUGCGCGCUCACCACGACGAUGUCCACAUUUGGUUCGAUGUUGAAGCUGUUCCAGCGAAGAAGGACUCUCUCGGUGAAACACAGCGUGCAAUCAUGGACGAGAAACCUCCGUGUACUUGCGGGAUGCACCUCAUCUGCAACGCCGAGCGUGUUGCCAUGCUCACGGACUCUGCACGUUGCGAAGCCUACACAGCAGCAGUUUCCUCCAGCAUCGCCGAGCUUACGCAACAGGAAGCUUUGCGCCCGAUCUCCUGUCUUGAUAUCAGCGAUGGGUCGCUGGUUGCACUGCUGGCUGCGAUGCACAAGCAGGUGUCGAGCGUGACCUCAAUCGAGUCGAAAGAGGUGUCAGCACGGAUUUUCGAUCAGAUCGUGACCCACAAUGCAGCUGAGGUCAAGGUGCUGAACAGCGGCGUGAAGGGUUUGCUACCUGAACAUCUCCAAGGUGCACCUCCGAGCGUCGACCUGCUCGUGGGCGAACCCUUUUACUACUCGAUGCAAAACCUCCCGCUCUGGCAAGCAUUCAACUUCUGGCUGCGACGCUCGGCGGUGGAUGGCCUGUUGCAUCCGAAAAGCCGUGUACUGCCUGCCCGUGCAAGAGUGCUGGCUCAGGCUGUGCGUUUCGAGCACUUGCACGAAUGCUUUGGAGCAGUAGGAAAUGUAUCAGGCUUUGACCACAGCUACUUCGACCGGUUUCAGGACGGAUACCAUGGGCGCGACUUUCCAUUCCCGGUCUACAUGUAUCCCCACGAACCAGCAUCGGACGUGGUAGAGCUUGCAGCCAUGGACUUCAUGUUGACAGCACAUACGGUCGCAACGAACGGAACCAUUAGCCUCAAGGACUCGGCAGCAAAUGCAGUGAUCGUGUGGGUGGAAUACGUCUUAGAUAUGGCAGGCCAUCACGUGGUGGCGACUGGUCCUGCUGUGCGCUAUGCGAAACAGCUCGUUCGUUUUCUGCGGUCUGCGUCAUCUGGAGCUGCUAGUGCAGCAGCUGUGCAUUCAGUGGCGUACAGGUUUUGCUUCGAUUCGCUGGAAGGCACAAUUGAGCUUAGUCUGGAUGUCAACUAG
Messenger RNA from Hyaloperonospora brassicae, 2331 nucleotides. The record is from the annotation of a GenBank genome assembly. NCBI's taxonomy places the organism in Eukaryota, Oomycota, Peronosporomycetes, Peronosporales, Peronosporaceae.